ACCGUCGUCCUCGAGCGCAGCACCCGAUAGCGCACGAUAACCACCCCAGGCCGUCGUGCCAGUGUACCUCGUUCUCGAGCUCCAGUAGAGAUGGUUGAACUCUUCGGCAAGAAAUAUGCAUGCGAGCCGUGCAUCAAGGGUCACCGGACGACUGGCUGUAGGCACGCCGACCGGCCGCUUGUCGAAGUGCGCAGGAAGGGUCGUCCAACGACCCAAUGCGGCCAUUGUCGAGAGCUACGGAAGGUCAAGCAAGUCACUAUACAUUGCCGGUGCGUGAAGGAGGGAGAGACUGCGGACGAUGGCAAGUGUUGCUGUGGAAAGGAUAAGCGAUGUGCUUGCUGGACGCCGAGGAAGAGUCACGUCGUCAAAGGCAAGAAGGCGAAGGACGGUGACACUGGCGGGAGUGGCGGUGCAGACGACGGCAAUUCCAACCGCCGUCCUAGCCCCGGGGCCUCACGACAUCCAGCCCCAUCCCAUGGUCAGCCAACCUCUUCAGCCGCAGACUCAGAGCCGUCAGCUCGAGGAAGUCAACCACCUGGCACCUCGUUGACUCGCUUGCACGAACAUGGCUACAGCCCGUAUAGUCAAGCUUACGAACGCACGCGAGCUGCUGUCCCUUCAGUCCCAGAUCCCCUUCCUUCUUUCGAGCCGUAUAUAUCAGCAAACUCGCUCGAAACUACCGCCGUUGCGUCGUCCGCCGCGGACGACGUCUUCGCUGACCUCCUCGCCCCCGCCUCGUCCAGAGAUGCAACGCCCGUGUCGGUCUCUUCGGCAGCCACGUACCCGAGCGCCGACGUCCAGCUACCGGUUCCAGACUCCCUCGACGAGCCGCGGGUGAAGAUCGAGUGUGACGAGGGCGGAUGUGGCGACCUCUGCUCGUGCCCACAUGAGCCCACGAUCACAGAGCCGUUCCCGACGUGCAAGAAGCCAGCUGCCUGCACGACGGCCUGCCUGAGCUGCUUCAUCAUGACCGUCCCGCCCGACGAGUGCUUAGCGACGGGGAACCUCCUCGGUGACACCAGCAAUACGGUUAACAAUUCCGGAUCUUCGGCAACGUGGGAGGCUCCUGGAUUUUGGGGCGCCCCGAACGAGGCGAGUAGGGACGCGGCAAUGAUGGAGGCGCGUAUGCAGAACUUGUUCAAGGAUGUGACCGCGGUUGGUGGCAUGGACAAUGCUGGCAGCGACCCGUACGGGUUCGACGUCGUGGGAAAUGUAGGCGAACUGUCUUCUGAUUUUCUACAGUCUGCGUCGAGGCAGUGGAACUAAUAGCAAUAUACCUACCGCAGUACGGACCCGGUAAUUGUCAAGGAUGACCUGCUUUCGCGAUUUUUCUGUACAAUAGCGUCGCACAUAGGUCCGCCCCAUUAUGGUGUUCUUUGUCUGAGUAAUCGAUGGAAUUUUGUCCAAUGGU
Schizophyllum commune H4-8 is the source of this 1411-nucleotide messenger RNA. RefSeq names its product copper-fist-domain-containing protein. Gene Ontology annotation, cellular component: nucleus. The record is from RefSeq and is a predicted model, not a curated record. Gene Ontology annotation, biological process: positive regulation of transcription by RNA polymerase II; intracellular iron ion homeostasis; intracellular copper ion homeostasis. The transcript has 4 exons. Gene Ontology annotation, molecular function: DNA-binding transcription factor activity, RNA polymerase II-specific; RNA polymerase II cis-regulatory region sequence-specific DNA binding; copper ion binding. Bases 91 to 1266 code for a protein of 391 amino acids. NCBI's taxonomy places the organism in Eukaryota, Fungi, Basidiomycota, Agaricomycetes, Agaricales, Schizophyllaceae.